Messenger RNA from Rhincodon typus (whale shark), 3902 nucleotides. RefSeq names its product fibulin 2 (gene fbln2). Gene Ontology annotation, biological process: extracellular matrix organization. Gene Ontology annotation, molecular function: peptidase activator activity; calcium ion binding. NCBI's taxonomy places the organism in Eukaryota, Metazoa, Chordata, Chondrichthyes, Orectolobiformes, Rhincodontidae. The transcript has 18 exons. The coding region runs from base 131 to 2578 and encodes 815 amino acids. The record is from RefSeq and is a predicted model, not a curated record. Gene Ontology annotation, cellular component: extracellular region.
UGGAGCUGAAGAUUUCAGCCACCCCUCUCCAGGAAAUGCUUUGGAUGAAGAAACCAACCACUCCAGGGAUCACCUGGCUUCUUCCAUAUUCACAACUGCUGCCACACCUUUGGGAUCCACAACCACGGCUAUGUACACCCCAGUUCCAUCACAGCAUCUCAACUAUUCCAGCACCAGCUCAGAGAAAACCACUCACAAGGAAGUAGAUGAUGUGAUUGAAAGUUGCUGUGCUGCUGGGCAACAAUGGGCUGCAAACAAUGGCCAGUGCUUUGAUAUUCCACUGAAAAGCUUGGACUCUGCUACCUGCAGAAUCGCACAAAAACAGUGCUGCAUCUCAUAUAUGGAGGAGCACAGCUGCUUAAUUGGUAUGAACUUUGCAAAAGAACAUGGAGACUGCUACGCAAAUCCACAUGAUGCUUGUGGAGCAGACAUAUAUAAGAAAUGCUGUGACUGCUGUACAUUAGGAAUUAUGUUUCGGAACCAGUACGGAAUAUGUGAAGAAAAGCCAAGUCUCGGUUAUCCUUGUAGUCAGGCAUUUUUAAGUUGUUGUGAGGGAGCUGAAGAUAUUACUCACCUGCCAGUAAGAAGAUGGCUCAAACCAAAGCCUCUACCGGACUCAGCUCUUGUUCCUGACCAAGUUUUAGAAACAGAAAGUCUUAAAGAAGCUCAUUCUGUGAGUGAAGAAGAGGCUACAUUCAACUUUAUAACUGAUGGUGAAUUAAAUGAAUGUUCGCUGUAUCCUGGACAAUUGUGUCAACAUUUCUGUAUGAAAACAGCGGAAUCAUAUGAGUGCACUUGUUUCCCAGGAUAUAUUCUGCAAGAAGAUGGACAUUCCUGCAAGUCAGAGUAUGAAGAUGAGGAAGACAGUUUCACAGAAGCAAAGACUACUCAAAUAUCACAAACUGGACCAUCUGUUAAAAUGGAUCGCUGUGGAGAUGCGAGUCCAUGCAUGCACCAUUGCACACAGAUUGGAGAGAAUACUAUUUGUUCCUGUUUCUCUGGUUACAGACUGAUGGCUGACCAAUUCUCAUGUGAAGAUGUGAAUGAAUGCAUAAUGGACUCGCACAACUGUUCAAGAGAAGAAUCCUGUGUGAAUACUGAAGGAUCAUUCCACUGUGUCCCUGCAAAGAUCUGUGAGAAUGGCUUUAUCCGGAAUGCAAAUGACAAAUGUGUUGACAUUAAUGAGUGUUUGUUGGAGACCCAGAAAUGCAAAUUUGGGGAAACCUGUAUUAAUACAAUUGGUUCCUUUAAAUGCCAGAAAACGAUUACUUGUGGAACAGGCUAUGAACAAGUGGAUGAUCAUUGCCAAGAUAUCAAUGAAUGUGAGCGAGGCAAUCACAACUGCGCAAUAAAUUACGAAUGUCAGAACACUCCAGGGUCAUUCCGUUGUCAUCUAAAAAUGCGUUGCUCUGAGGGAUUUCUGCAGGAUUCACAAGGCAUCUGCCAUGACAUUAAUGAAUGCACUGCUUUACCUCUGCCUUGCAAACCUGGGUUCAAUUGCAUAAAUACUAUUGGAUCUUACACAUGCCAAAGAACCGUCAUCACCUGUGGAAGGGGUUAUCAUGCCAGUCCUGAUGGUAGUCAUUGUGUUGAUGUUGAUGAAUGUCAGAGUGGAGUGCAUCGAUGUGGCGAAGGACAAGUCUGUCAGAACAUACCUGGGAGCUAUCGCUGCGAUUGCAAGAGUGGCUAUCAGUACAACUCUCUCAGCAGAACAUGCAUUGAUGUUAAUGAAUGUUGGCGCUAUCCUGGUCGACUAUGUGCACAUACUUGUGAGAAUACCCCUGGGUCCUAUUACUGUACCUGCAGCACUGGAUUCAAACUAGCUCUUGAUGGCAAGAACUGUGAAGAUAUAAAUGAAUGUGAGAACAAUAUAUGUGGGCAGGAAUGUGCCAACAUUUAUGGCUCCUACCAGUGUUAUUGUAGACAAGGUUACCAACUGACUGAACUAGAUGGACAUUCCUGUGAAGACAUUGACGAGUGUGCACAAAGUGGAAGCACGCUCUGUACAUUCCGCUGUGUGAAUGUCCCUGGGAGUUAUAAUUGUGCCUGCCCUGAGUUUGGUUAUACAAUGUCACCAAAUGGAAGAACGUGUAGAGACAUUGAUGAAUGUGCAAUAGGAACACACAAUUGCACAUCAACUGAGACCUGCUUCAAUAUCCAAGGUGGAUUCAAAUGCCCUGUCGUGGAUUGCCCACCAAACUACAGGAAAGUGUCUGACAUGCGCUGUGAACGCAUGAUGUGUCCCAACUACAUGGAUUGCCAGAAUAUGCCAGUCAGAAUCACCUACUAUCAGCUGACUUUUCCAACCAAUGUCCAAGUUCCAAGCACCAUUUUCCGUAUUGCUCCAUCACCUGCGUAUAUAGGAGAUAGCAUUAUCCUGACCAUCACUAAAGGAAAUAACGAAAAUUACUUCAAUACACGGAAGGUGAAUGCUUACACUGGAAUUGUGUACGUACAACGGCAAUUCAUGGAAUCCAAAGAUUUCCUACUUGAUGUUGAAAUGAAACUGUGGCGUCAGGGAAUGUUCACUUCAUUCCUUGCUAAAAUUUAUGUAUUUGUUGCAGCUUAUCCUUUCUAAAGCAAUCACUGUAUCUGUUGUAAAUGAUAUAACUUUAUAGCUCAACACUAAUAUGCCCACGAGGCCAAUAUACAUAUUGGGAGGACUUCUGCCUUUUAAGUCCGUGGAAGUGAAGCCCCAGCAACUGAAUCAAUAUUGUUUGUUACACAUUCAUCCAAAAUCAAAAUCACUUCCAAUGAAUCUAAAGACAGCAUGGGAAUUUUAUUCGCUGUAUGUCUCAUUCCUUUCAAUCAGAUGAUAUAAUUGUAUUUGUGAAGUAAUUUUAUCAGACUGUGUCUAAAUGUGGAGCACGGUCUAUCUGAAUUACAUUACUAGAUUCAUCGGUGCCUAGCCAUAAUGGUAAAUGGGAUUAAAUUAUACAGUAGAGGUUUCACAAUCCUAUGUAUAUUCAUUUUAAAUUCUUUGCCAAGAUAAUUGUUAAAAGCGGCAUAUUUUAAACAAAGUUUCAAUGGAUUCUAUAACACCAACAAUCACAUUGAAAUGAGUCAUCAUCUGUGUGGGGGCUUAGAGUGACAAAAAAUUAUGGUUCUUCUAUCAUCAUAUUAAAAAAAGGGCAUUUUUGAUAAAAACAAUGGCUACAAACUUAUCCUGGGCUGCAAUGCAAAACAGCAAAAGCAAAUAGGAGGGAUGCAAAAUAGGUUGCUAAUUUACUAUCACCUGCUGCACUAUUGAUCAAAAUAACCGUUAAUUUCAACGUUUCGGAAGUGGUACCUACAAAUAGGAUGUGUUCAUGUGGAAUUAUGUCCUAAGGCCUUAAGUUCAUUGACUGGUUACAUACCCUACAUGGCUUUACUAGUUGAAUUCAAUUUCUUUUUAUACUAUUCUAGGCAACUCUAAUUUUGAAUAGAUUUCUGGCCUUCAAGGGGCUUUAGAACUUAUUGUACUGCAGAUCAUGUAAAAGAUGUUGAAAUAAAUUGGUUGUGCAAGAAUCAGUAAUAUUUUGCACAAAACCACAAUGUUACAAUGAAAAUGUAAACUGGAAUGGAUUUGGUCUUUUGUUUUACUAAAACCAGCUUUAUCAAAUAAUCAUGAUUCUGGUGCUAUAAAAAGCAUUUUCUUGUCUCAGCCAUUGUUUCAUGCCUUAUUAAGCACAGCUGAUAUUUACUUAAAAUGUACAGCAAAUCCAAAGGCUAAAAUGUUUACACAUUUUCUAAAUAUGUAAUUUUGGAACUUGAGACUAUUUGUUGUCAUAUGAAAGUUUGUCUGUAUUUCUAACCCUCAAAGGGUUAAAUGUUGCCAUCCUCAGCCAUGUAGCCAUGUAAUGACCUUUAAAUAAACAUGGACAUAGGUUUCAAAUAGAAAAUAAAGUAAGUCUUUAUAUAAA